AUGCCCUAUUCCCGAAUCCCCUUACCGCAUCCCGUCCAGCCGCUGCAUGUCUAUCGCCAUCUCCUCCGAGCCGCCUCCUACUUCCCUGCCACAAUACGCCCCUUCCUCGACCAGCGUAUACGAGCCGGUUUCCGAAAAGAGCGCCAGAGAGCUGCCGAAAGCCAAGCAAAACUCCGCCGUGCCUCCGACCCUGCCCAAGCCCGCAGAGACGAAGAAUACCGCCGAAAGAAGCACCUCCUCGACGCGAAGAAGAAGAUACCCUUUCUCCAUGCCUCGGCCAACGGAGACCAGAAACGCCUGCGCACUCUCAUGUUCCACGUCUUUGCCCGCCUGGGCAAGCAACGUCGGGAGCUCAUGUCCCUGUUCGUCGCCAAAGACCCCGAACCGCCCCUCGGCCCCGACCAGCUCCAGGAGCGCAUGGACCAGAUGGAAAGGGACAGGAAGAAGAGGGAGAAGCUGCUCAAAACCCAUCCCUGGAAACGAAACUACGAUAGACAAGACCCUACCCCUUGGGCAUACCAACAACUCAGCCCCAUCCAAGACAACUGGGACAUCCCCAAGCUGCGCGCCUACAUCAAGGCCCAGAAGACCCACCAGAACAGCGUCAGCAGCAUCGGCUUUCCGCGAGGCCCCAUCAGGCUUACCGAUCCGAAUAACAAGCUGCCCAAGGAGGACAUCUGGGGCCGCCCUGCGCCGCCGCGGAGGGUGACCAAGGCUGUGCGAAAGUGGUGGAAGUUCACCGCUGACAGGGUCAUGCCCCCGAUCGACAGGGGCAGUUGGGAUUUCCUCAAGAUGCUCGCCUCCGGCGACGCGCCCAAGGAAAUGUACCGGUUCCCGCCCAAGAGGCGCAUCGCAGCGCCCGCCGGCCAGGAACACCGCGCUCGGCCGGACUGGGACUGGACGAUCCACACCCGCCUUCCCGCCCGCGACGUCGAACGCCCACGCAGUCCGCUGCUCACACGGUUGACCGGCCAGUGGGACGACGGGCCGUACUCCAGAACCAUCGCCAGGGUACCUUUUGCGAAGCACCAGCCAAAGAACGCAGGGGGCCCGCCGUUUCGCCGACAACCCUUCCGCACACGACAGAUCCGGCGGGAGUACGAACGAAUGUGGUUGGCGUCCGCGUACAUGGAGACCCCGGCCGCCGAGAAGGAGUCGAAGCCGACCGUCGCGAAACCCGUUUGGGGCGCCAAGAAGGCGGAGCUGCCCGUGGCCACCGCCGCCCACCAACGUCUCUUCCGCGGCGUCGACACCACGGGGAAAAGACUGAAGCCGACCACUCGCGACAGGGAAACCAAAGAGGCCUCAAGUAGACGGGCGAAAGAACUGAAAGGGGCAAGCUAG
Messenger RNA from Colletotrichum graminicola M1.001, 1344 nucleotides. RefSeq lists its product as uncharacterized. The transcript has a single exon. The record is from RefSeq and is a predicted model, not a curated record. Bases 1 to 1344 code for a protein of 447 amino acids. NCBI's taxonomy places the organism in Eukaryota, Fungi, Ascomycota, Sordariomycetes, Glomerellales, Glomerellaceae.